AUGACGACGCUCCAGGCAGCCAGAGUGUACGGCGUCCCCCGCAGUUCGCUGCAGCGCAGAGUUUGGGGGAAAUGCAACGUGAAGGUCGCGCUCGGGCCAAGGAAGCAAGUCUUCACUCCAGCUCAGGAAAUCCGGCUGAAGGAGCACAUCUUGAAGAUGGAGAAGAUGUUCUUCGGCCUGACUCCGAAGGACGUUCGCAGCCUCGCCUUCCAGUACGCCGAAAUAAAUAAAUUUCCACAUGGCUUGAAGAACGGCAUCGCGGGGAUGGACUGGCUGCAGGGUUUCCUUUCCCGACACAAGGAUCUGGCUCUCAGAACCCCUGAGGCGACAUCGGCGGCACGCGCGAAAGGGUUCAACAAACAAAUGGUGUCGAAGUUCUUUGACAUUCUGGAGAAGGUCAGUAAGAAUGUCAAGGGUCCGCAUGCCGUUUACAAUGUGGACGAAACCGGCAUAACAACCGUCCAGAGCAAGCCAAACAGGAUUUUUGCCCGGAGGGGGAAGAAACAGGUCGGCAGCGUGACGUCUGCUGAGAGAGGCGAGCUGACCACGGCGGUAGUGUGUAUGUCGGCUGUCGGAAACUUCGUGCCGCCGAUGAUGAUACUCCCGAGAACAAAAGAGAACCAGAAUCUGGAAGAAGGAGCACCGCCCGGGACGGUUUUCGUGUAUCACCGGUCGGGGUGGAUGCAGACGGACAUCUUCACGCGCUGGUUCCAACACUUUCUACGACAUGCCAAACCCAGUGCGGAAGAACCAGUUCUUCUCAUACUGAAUGGCCAUCUCACGCUCACGCACACCAGAAAUCUGGACCUAAUUGAGCUCGCGAGGGACAACCACGUCACCAUCGUGGUCAUCCCGCCGCAUACAAGCCAUCGGCUGCAGCCGCUGGACGUGGGCUUCAUGAAACCGCUCAGCACCUUCUACAGCUUCUACAGCUACAGCUCUACUUCUACAGCUUGUACACUCAGGCUAUCGAGAAGUUCCUCCGGCAAAAUCCAGGCCGAGUGGUCACUCUCUACCAGGUGGCGCGCCUAUUCUGUCAGGCAUACCUCAGGGCUGCGGCACCAUCUACAGCUAUCAACGCCUUCAGGAAAUGCGGCAUAUGUAUAUCCCACGGACAGGGAUGUCUUUGCAGAGGAGGAUUACACCCCAUCCGAGGUGACGGACGUGUCAUGUCCUGAAAGUCAGGCGGCCGGCGCCUCCACCAGCGGGUAG
Molecule: messenger RNA, 1212 nt
Organism: Amphibalanus amphitrite
Lineage: Eukaryota; Metazoa; Arthropoda; Thecostraca; Balanomorpha; Balanidae
Product: MFS-type transporter clz9-like
Exons: 1
Coding region: 1-1212 (403 amino acids)
Cellular component (GO): nucleus
Molecular function (GO): DNA binding
Source: RefSeq, a predicted model, not a curated record